AGUGAACGUGCAACUGUCAACGGCGUCAGACGUCAGCAACGGAAGCUGGAAAAGUGAAUAAGUGAAGAAGUAAAAUUGUGUUGAAUCACAGAAAUUCAUUGAUUUUCAGAGGUCAAUUUGUGGAAAAAAGAAAAACAAAAGAAACGAAAAGUGUACUCAGAACAAGCAGCAACAAAAAUAACUGUAAACACAAGCAGCAACACUAAAAUAAGCAAAAAAAAAGUUUACUCUUUCAAGAGAAGUGAUAACAAAAAACGACGGCGAAAGAGCGAAUGCAAGCAACGAGAAUAAAAAAAAUAAAUAAUGUUUGAAGAGGAGCUGGUGUAAAAAAUAUACAAUAAACGAAAAAAGGAAAUUCUUUUCGAAUAGAAAUUAAAUGUGAAGUGAAUGUGUAAAGUGAAAGAGCCAUUGUGAGCGCUGUUGUGAAAAUGUGUGAAAAUUCAUUCUAAGCACACACAUGUGAAAGCGUCACUCGCCACCUACUUCGCCAUCUUAACGAAGUGGCAACAAAAACCAAAGCAACAAUAACAAUAAAGGAAUAACUACUGCUACAAAACGGGCAAUGCCACGAAACGCUGCGUCGACGCACAUUCACACGCAUGUAAAAUCAACAAAAGAGCUGUCAGUUUAAGACCCGAAUACAUGUGUUACAACAACAACAAUAGCUACAACCAUAAUAGAAGCAGCAACGGCAAGCGCCGCUGAGACAACAACCAAGGCCCCCACACAAAGGAGGCAGCAAAAACUAUAAAAGUAACCAGGAAAUAUAAGUCGCAGAGCAACAGCGAGCGAGUAACGGGAAACAGAAGUUUUUGUCUGGAAUUUGCCGUCUUGUCUUCCUGUGACGUUAAGUGAACCUCGAGCAUUAGCAAAAUGUUGAAGUUUCUGCGGAUUAUUUGCAUUUGGAUUUGCUGCGCAUUCUGCCUGCUGGAGCGCAUACAAUUGCCCGCCGCCACAGCCGCGAUUGCAGCACCCUUCGAGUAUUUCGAGGAUCACGACCAACUCUCCUACGACUUGGAUACCGAACAGUCAAAAGCCAAAUAUGAUACACGUCUGCUGUCCGAACAAAUGUUGAAGUUGGAAAAAUCCACUGAACGAUACGAAAGUGCUGACAGAAACGCUAACGGUAUAGGCAACAGUGCGACCAAUUCCGAACUGGAAGAAGACACCGAGUCGGAAGCAGAUACGGAUGUGGAUGAUUUGCAACCGCAUGAACGUGCGGCUUCGUGUCACAACAAUGGCCAUAAAUACACGCACGGUCAAAAGGUACCUCGAAUUGAUCCUUGUGAAGUUUGCCUCUGUAUGGAUGGCGAAAUAUUUUGCUGGUGGGAAUUAUGUUCCAAAAAGCCUGCAAGCCAAAUCCCGGCCGAAUAUCAGACAAACCCACAAUACGACACUUCCACUGUCAGAUUGAAUGCGCGGAGCAGUACUGCGGGCACGACAGCACAACCCACCGUUUACACAGUGAAGCUGCAGCAACAAUACCCAGAUCCACGCCCCUACGGCAGCACCUUCGAUGUAAGCGCACCGAAACCUGAACACCUCACUGAGAGCAGUAAAAGCAAGCAACAACAACAAACGCAGGACACAACCAUCACCAGCUCCACCGCCAUCGGUGGCACUAAGCCCUACGUGCACGCCACCAAAUCCUGGCAGAAGAAGAAGACUUACCAGCAACAGCAGAAGCAAAAAUACGAACAGCAAAAGCAACACCAACACAAACAUGCACACGAGCAUGCCGCAUACUAUGCCUAUCCGCCGUCAUCGUCAGUGUCGGCCAGCAAAAUUCUGAGCUUUCCGGAGAACUUGCCAUCCGUGUUGUAUCACGACUACCGCACCGAGGAGCAUCAGCACCAUCAACAUCAACAUCACCAGCAGCACUUGAAGCAUCAGCAGAAAAAGCUACAGCUGCUAAUGCAACAGCAACAACAAAAGCGCAAACAACAAAUGCUGCAGCACACACACGGUCCGCGGAAGGAUGGGGAGCACCAACCAUCGCAACAUCAACACGACAUUUUUGCGGGAAAAUCGGCAGCGAGUGCAUAUGCCUCAUCGCCGUCACUGUACACUGGUAGGGACAGCAGUAACUUAGAACUGAGCGCCGACUGGGGGCUGGUUGGCGGCAAUGAAAAAAUCUACGAUGAUGCCGAGGCUGACAGCGAUAUACUCCCCGAGCCGCCGACAAAGAAACCGAAAAUGACAGCCGCAGCAGCAGCUGCAACAGCGGAAGCACCAACAAGUUCUGUUGAGCUGGUAACAACAACUACUACCAGCAACAUAUCUGCCAGCCAAACACAGCUGGCCGUUGCUGUUGGCGCACAAGCGGCCGGACACGUAGGUGUGCAUCAGAGUGACAGCUUCGUCGUCGGCAACGAGAAGUCAUUAAAAAUUAAUGCUGCUGCGUCGCUUUCGCUAUCCCCCUCAUCCCUCACUAACUUCACGUCAACGGCAACAUCAUCGGCUGUGGUUAACGCGGCCACACCAGCAAAUCCAACGUUCAACAAAAUAACGGACAACAUGGCGGAACUCCGGCAGCAGGAUGUGUUUAAUCGCGAAAGCAGCGAAGAAGACCAAGAUGACGCCUUCCAUCGCUGGCUCACGUCCACCGAAAUUAAUGCCAACAACAACAAUAAGAACAACAGUGGUAGCUUUACUGAUUAUAACAACAAUUCCUCGGAGUUAGAGAGCGCGAAUCCAGCACGUCGCACAGAUUUGUCCGGUCUCGCCGGGACACAAACUAUUAACGCAACGACCGCAGCAAAAACAAUAAACGACACGAACGCCACAAGGGGAACGGGCGGUAGCGGUGGCGUUGGCCUCGGCAGAAAUAAUAACAAUAGCAAAAUUGAUAACGUUUACUUUCGCAGUUCCUACAACGAUUACAGUAGUGAAUACAAUGGCAGCGUGGUGAAUAUCGAUAUAUUGCUCACCACGGCGGAUGAGCAACAACAAGCUCAACAACAGCAUAAGGCCGAUUUGAUUACGCAGUCAAGCAGCAAUUCACAGCAGGCGGCAAGCAGCAAUUCCAGCACAGUGGUGGCAAUAAAUGCAACAACAACGUUACCAAUUACUGGCGUUCAAACGAGCAGUCCGGAGCGACAGUGCAAUGUUAUGGGCACGCUAUACAAAAUCGGCGAUGUACUGCCACAGGAUACCGGAAAUUGCCUGCAAUGUGUGUGCAUAGAUGGCUCGACGAGCGAUGACACGCCGCGCGUCACCUGCAGUCCGCACAACUGUCCGCCUCUGGUGCUGCCAGAUUUGUUCGAUGCCACAGGAUAUUAAAUGGCGCUACAACAACACACACGGGCCAACUCACUCUGCGGCCGACAUCGUAUCCAGAAUCAUGCACCCGCACACACCUACACCAAUAAGGCACCAGCGAUUCAACAAAAAAGCGUACAACUAAAGCAUCACUCCUGAUGGCAACAGUAGUAACAGUAAUAAUGAUGCGUUUCGCUCGCAGUUCAUCAACUAGAGCCACCGAUGUCGCUGAAAGUUGAAAGCUAAUGGAUCGCCAACAUUCGGUCGAUGUAAAAUGCAACGCCUAGGCAUAUCCUGCAACAAAUCAAACUUCCAAAGAAACAACUACGUCAAACGUACACAGAUAUCUACAUAAACCGUUGCACGCACAUAUUAAUAAACUUAGUAAAAUAUAAAAUGCAUAGACCACAGUCCUUCCAUAUAUACAUAUAAACCUGCACACUAACACAUUUAGAGAAGAGCUGAAAAAUAUGAAAUAAAUUAAACCCACAAAUUUAGUACUAAGCCGAAAGCUAGAAACUCACAUCUACCAAAUAUUCCAAAAACUGUAUGAUAAAAUUUAAAACCAAAUAUUUAUUUUUUGAGUUUUAGGCUUGCAUAAAAUAUCAUUUGGCGCCGCUUUAUGGCAGAACGGUAAAACGUAAAGCAUAAUGAGGCUACCGACUACAGAUAUCGUUGCAGAUAAGUGUUAGUAUAUCAACUAAGAUAGAUAUAUAGGAUAAAUGUAUACAUACUUAACGAUAUUGAUUUGCAAUAUAAAGCAAAAUUUACUGAUAAUUUAUAUUUGAGGCAGUAUUGAAUUAAUAAUUAAUUACUGCUAAGACGAUAAUUAAAUACUGCAAACUGGUGAGAUAAGUUGGAUAUUACAAAAAAAAAAUCAUAUGAAAGUAUAUAUUUGCAUAUAUUUAAGUAUAUAUGUAUAUAAUAAUUGAAACUGAGUACAGACAAAUAAUUUAAUUUCAUGAAAAAUAUCGUGAAAUAAACUAGACUUAUAACCGUAAUUCAUAGCAAACAACAAACACAUAGAACAAAUUAUAAACAAAUUACAAAACAAAUGAUUUAUUGCUUUAUUUAAAAUGUUUAAAUUAUUAAGCGGAAAUGCAGCCAAUUCGUUAUGUAACAAAUGCUGAAAUUGCGAAUUUAUAACUGGCAAUGCAGACGCGUUGCAAAGUGUUGAUACAAACAGACCAAAGUGCAUGUGAAAUAAUUUAUUAAAAAAUGUGCAUAAAUGCUCUUUUCCAUUUGCACACAAGCAUUUGCACAAAUAUAACUGUGAGUGCAGGCAUAUUUGCAUAUUUAAAUACAUAUGUUCAUAUGUACGCUGCAAAGUAUGCAUUCGCUUGUGGCAGCGCAAAAAAGUUGCGUAUACGCCACGGCGCAAAUGCGGCGACUCACUGUUAAUCACUUCAACAACUUAAUUAAAAGUAAUCAAACUAUAAACUAUUUUUACAACAACAAUUGAGUGCAAAUUAUCACAAUUUAUUUUCUUCGCAUUUUGGAACACUGAUUUAUUGGCUUUUAAUUAUGAAAUGUGUUGUUUUAAUACUUUUUUCUAUGCAUAUAAUUAUUUUGUUUGCAUAUGUUGCUGAAAGCACAAAGCUUUUCCACAAAAACUGAUUUGAAGGUGACGCCGAAAAGCAUGCUAAGCUCGGCAAUCCCUAACAGCCAGUUGAAAAGCCAGCAAAAACUAUUUUAAUUGUAUUUUCAUCAAUUUUGAAAUUUGUUGUUAUACUUGGCGUUUUAAUUAUUUGCUUAAUUUAAAAAGAUUAUAAUAAAAUUAUUUAAAAGAACGCCAAUGCGGCAUACUCGUAUAUCACUUUAUUAAUUCUAUAUUUAUAAUUAAUUGGUUUUGGUAAUGCAAUCUAAAAUAUUUUAUUUAUUUUAGGCGUUAAUUAAUUAUUUUUGUCUCUAUACGGUUUUAUUUUUCGUAAUUGGUAUGGAUAUCGUAAUAUAGGUAUAAAUAUUUCUGCCAAAAUUAUUAAGAAUUUAUUUAUUAGAUAUUUCAUUUUAAUAACUGGUUUCCAAUUUUUGGAUCUUUAUCACUGUUCGUGACAUAUUUCAUGUGCGGCAAUUAUGAUCGGGUGGUCGGGAAGUUGAUUAAAUGUGUUACCACUUAAUCCUGCACACUUUUCUAUUAAAACUAACCAAAUUUUAAAGCCUAUUCAAAUAAUUUAAAGAACGCGUUAUUAAUAAUUUUCAUAUCUUCACAUUCAGGAGAAUAUUACUUCCAUAUGUUCGAGUAUUUUAAGGUAAAAACAAAGGCAUGUGGUUUUCAAGAAAAAAUAAAAGGAAUAUAAUUUUAUGUUAUGGCCAAGAAUUUAACUUCAUUAUAAACAUAAUGAUAAAAUUAUCUUGGUAAGUGAUCACUGCGGCUGGCUCCAAUAAGUUCCACCGACAGGCCAAUUUUCAAUCACUUCUUUCUGCAAUUGAAGCCGUAUUUUAACAAUAACGCACCGAACAUUAUCUUCCAAGGCGUCAAUCGAGACGGACUUAUCUGCUUAGAGAAAAAAUGCACUCACUAAAUAUGUCCUUAAAUAAAUUGAUGGUUUCGUUGGUUGUAUGUCAUGAGAAAGUCAUGAAUCAUGGCCCUAUAGCGUUCCCUAUUGCCAGCUUCAUUUUUGAAGAAAUAUGGACAAAUGAUUCCUCUGCUCAUAGACCACACCAAGCAGGAACGGUGUCUCAACAAUGACUUGUGGAUUAUCAUUACUUCAAAUGCGAAAAUUUUGUUUAUUAACGUACCCAUUCAACCAAAAGUGAGCUGAACAAAAUUUUCUUGUGAAAAUCGGGAUUGAUGGCCAUCUCGUUUUGAACUCAUUGACCGAACUUGCGACGCGCUAGGCGGUCGCUCGGAUUCAAUUCUUGCACAAGUUGGUUUCGGUAAGACCGCAAACCAAGACUCUUCCACGAAAUCUUCCAUAAAGUGGUUGGGCACAGCUCCAAUCGUUGUGACCGAAUGCAAAUGAGCUCAUUCGGGUCUUCCUUGAUACUCUGCUCCACAGCAGCAACAGCGUCUUCUGUGCGCACUGUAUGAUUUCUCUAAAGAUGCUCAUGAUUCACUAGAGCAAACGUGGUGCGAAACCGACCCGUGGUUACUCUAAUUAACAAAUACUCCAUAAAACAUCGAUUCUCAAACAUAGCUUACAUUUGAAAUAUAUUAUAUUCUUUACUUACUGGGCUAUGAUCAAUAUUUUAUUUUUCAAAGCUGUACAAUUUUUUUUUUUUUUUUGUGGAAUAAUGUCAGAAUAUAAUUCUUAAUUACUAAGCUGCUUUUCCUUUUAUUAUUGUUUUUGAGUAGAUCUUUUCGAAGCAACUUCAGAAAAACUAAUAAGAAGGCCGAAAUUUCAGUACUUGGUCCAACCAAAUAUGAAGCCGCAGCACAUGAACAAUAUCCAGUAAGACCCUUUACGAUUACGGCAAGAUAAACUUUCGGAGGACCUAUUAUGAUUCACUCUUGGCCAGCAGGAUCUCGUAGUCGCAGAAUUUCUGAUUGUUGACCAGCGCUUGCCGAGCUCAAUCGGUUGAAAUUGCCCGCCGGCGAUUCCACCAUGACCGAGCCUCCAUACAAGUCUAACAGUACAUCUACCGCUACCUUGAUGGCAGUCAUUUUCAUUACACCCAUCCAUGAAAAAGCUCACUGCAUCUCUUCUUCAACGGAUUCGCCCCGCUCACAAAUCCUUCGUAGGUAUGUGAACAGAGAAAGAAUCACCAGGAGAAAGUUUCGCGAUGCACUAAUCUUGAUUGUAAGGAUUGUAAUGGAAGUAGUCCCUACCCUGGAUCCCUCAUAUACCAAGCUUCCCUAAGUUUACAGUCUUCACCCCAAAGUUCUUUCCUGCUUAGCUAAUUUUUUUUUCUGAGCGCCCUUCAGUUAACGUCCCCGUAAAAUAUUAUUAGUUUGCCUACGGUUUCAUCGAGCCUGAACCACCCAAACUCGGUGAUUUUGUAUCUCCUUAAUUAAGAUCCUCAUUGCAGCUAUGGUAAUAUCUUUUUACGUAAAGCGUUCAGAGUCCUCAAGGUUUGGGGUAAACUUUUAACUCGUUAAUACAUCGAAUCAUUUAUUCCAACAUAGAAGUCCGCUCAUGACCCCGCUCAUUAGGAUCAGUCGCUAUCUACUUUAUACUACAGUGAACUCUCAAAUUUCCAUUUGCCAUUCUUUAACCCACAGCUCAGUUCUUCAAAUGAGUUAGUUAUCGCAUGUUCUCCGGUACCACUUGCAACCAUAGCACUAGGAGGGAAGUCUACUACAGGAGAAUUCAGAACUUAAUAAGAGCUUUGUUACAAAUCGGACCAAUAUCCCCCAGCCGUUGGGCACCAAUCAAUUGUAAAUGGAAUAAGCUACUGUUGCGUUUCCCCUUACACAGACACGCACACUCACAACCCCACCCACACACAAUCCAUAGGGCUGUUUGUAAUGCUGCAUCUCCUCAACUCAUAAACCCUGUGAAAAGACAUGUUAAUCAAAAUUAAAUAAAUAAACAAUUUGCGCUGGCAAUAAAUGCGCAACGAAUGGUUAUAUGCAAAGAAAUGAAGACCGCAUUUGAUGGCUGAAAAAAUUGCAACCAAAACGAUGAAAGCUUGCGCAAAAAAUGAUAACAUAAAAAAGCACAAAUAUUUAAUUACAAAGUUUCCAUUCAUUUACAACAACAAAAACAAAAAAAUUAAUUAUUUUUAAUGAACUGCUGUAAUAACUGUAAUAUUCAUUGACACGCCAGGCAUUUUUAGUACUUUUCAAAAGAGCGAGAGAGGGAGAGAAAAAAAAUUAAUAAGUUUACACAGAUGACGAGCAAAAAAGCUGCAAACAAGCUGCAAAACCAACAAAUAAACACAAAAACGUAUAACUGGAAAAAAUAGAACAUAAAUAUUAAAAAAUAGCGAUUAAACUAAUAGACUUGCAUUUAUCGGCAUUGUAUCUUGACUUAAUAAUAACUGUAUAUGAAUAUCAUAGAGAGGCAUACAAGUAAGUUUCCGUAAUGUAAAUGUAGUUUUGCAUAUAAACAAUAAUUGUAAUUGUAAUUGUAACUGUAUAUUAUUACUUCAAAGUAGGCAAAAGUGAAAAUUAUACGAAAUUUAAACUAGGAAAUGUGUAAACUUCCAAUACAUCCAUACAUACUUAUAUAUGAACCAGUUGGUACUAUGUAUGAGUGCAUGAAAUUGAAUUAUUUAAAUGCAUGCAACUUCUUGCAUUACUUAAAUACAUAUAAUGAGAUAUAAUUAAGAUUAUUUACUCUGUAUUUAUAGGCGACAAAGUAUUGAAGAGAAGUAGUGAAAACUUUUACGUUGAAAACAAUUCAAAUAUAUUUAAUUAUGUAACACAAGAAACAAUAAGAAAUGACAUCAUUAUUGCAUGUAAUGAAUCCGAAUAAAUUACGAUUUGAAGAAUA
Molecule: messenger RNA, 8639 nt
Organism: Bactrocera oleae (olive fruit fly)
Lineage: Eukaryota; Metazoa; Arthropoda; Insecta; Diptera; Tephritidae
Product: probable serine/threonine-protein kinase yakA
Source: RefSeq, a predicted model, not a curated record